Molecule: messenger RNA, 1098 nt
Organism: Cydia amplana
Lineage: Eukaryota; Metazoa; Arthropoda; Insecta; Lepidoptera; Tortricidae
Product: delta-like protein C
Exons: 6
Coding region: 64-1098 (344 amino acids)
Biological process (GO): cell communication; anatomical structure development
Cellular component (GO): extracellular region; membrane; cell surface
Molecular function (GO): calcium ion binding; signaling receptor binding
Source: RefSeq, a predicted model, not a curated record
CCAGAAGACAGUGCGCGGCGAAAGUCCAAGUUCAACAACACGCGGUACCGCAACGAGCGGCCGAUGAAGCCAACAGUACCGAUGAAGCUGUCAAUCGUGCUGUGCGUGGUCGGGCUGGUCCCGGCCGUGCUGCCGGCCAAGUAUAUGCCCAAAUGGAAGAAACAGGCAUGCGAGCUGCCGGCCGUGCAGAGCGAGCACAGUCACUACGUUUGUGACGAGAAGGGCGAACCAAAAUGCCUACCCGGCUGGCAGGGGGACCUGUGCGAUGUGCCGAUAUGCAAGAAAGGGUGUGAUCCUCUGCAAGGUUACUGCAAGCGGCCAGGCGAGUGCCGGUGCAAGCUCGGCUUCUACGGCGAGCGAUGCAACAAGUGCAUUCCGCUACCGGGCUGCCAGCACGGCUCGUGCAACGUGUCCUUCGAGUGCGUGUGCAAGGAGGGGUGGGACGGACUCUUCUGUUCUGAACCGAUCUGCCGCCCGGACUGCCACCAGACCCGCGGCUUCUGCGAGUCGCCGGGCGAGUGCCGCUGCCGGCUGGGCUGGUCCGGCCCCACCUGCCGCGCCUGCCAGCCGCUGCCUGGCUGCCAGCAUGGCUACUGCGACAAGCCGCUCGAGUGCAAGUGUCUGUCUGGCUACACGGGCUUGCUGUGUCAGACGCCGAUCUGCUCAGCGGGCUGCCAUAGCGAGCGCGGCUACUGCCGCCGCCCCGGCGAGUGCCGCUGUAAAGUCGGGUGGACUGGAUCCACUUGCUCCCAAUGCCACGCCUACCCUGGCUGCGUCCACGGGACCUGCAGCAGACCCUGGGAGUGCGCCUGCGAGCCCGGCUGGGGCGGCAUGCUUUGCGAUGAAGAGCUAAACUACUGCGAGAAGAACCCAGACACCUGCAAGAACGGCGGCAAAUGCCAGUCCCUGGAAUCCGGUGACGGCUACUUCCGCUGCUCCUGCCCCGCCGGCAUCAGCGGCAGGAACUGCGAGAACCUGCCCGACAGCAUGACCACGCCCAUAGCCGAGUCUACAAACUCCACUGAGGUCCCGGCAACUUCCACGGAAACUACCACGGAGCUCACGAAGGAGCCUAGCGAGGAAAAUGAGACUGAGUAG